This is a messenger RNA of Ambispora leptoticha, 718 nucleotides long. Lineage: Eukaryota; Fungi; Glomeromycota; Glomeromycetes; Archaeosporales; Ambisporaceae. The record is from the annotation of a GenBank genome assembly.
AUGACAUACGCUGCAAGAAACAAUAACUGUUUAUCUUUUAACAGCUACAAAAAAAACGUCGCACUCAAGCGUCGGAUUUCAUAUGUUGAACAUGAGCUAGAACGUCUGAAGAAAUCUCGGAAUGACAAUGCUCACAUUGGUACACGAAUUCUGGAAGACCCGGAAACGCUUAAUGAAGAAGCAGUUUUCGAUGGAAUACCUUGGAUGGAGAUACCUUCAUUCACGAUUAAGAUGCCGCCUGGUGAUGAUGAAAGAAGUCAACUUAAUAUUGUGCGCAAGGAUGGGUAUCUUUUAUGGACAGAAUCGGUAACAGUGAUAGAAGGGAAAGGAAACAUUCAAAACACGACAAGUCACAAAGAUGCAAUGAGUCAAGUCUGUGAUAGACACAUGGAAAUUUUGAAGCAGCAACGUUUAAGAAAUUUUGUUUUUGGCAUUGUUCUGGAUUGCCGAUGUGUAGAAAUUAUACAGUUUGAAGUAGCGCGCCGGCAUUUUUACAUUACAGAACUGGACGCCUUCCACUAUUUGCUCCUAAUGGAACACCAGGAUGGACAAAAUGUGAGGAUAGAUAAGGCAAUAAUUUUAAAGGAAGGGUAUGAUCUCCUACAUCAUGAACAAGAAAUUUUGAGCAGAUUGACGCAUCCACGUAUAAUUAAAUUACAUGGCGUUAAUUUAGUUAUGUCAAUAGGUGCUUCUUAUGCACUUCCGUUAUAUCCACGUG